ACGAGAAAUGGAGAAUAACACAAGAAGCUCAUCAUCUCUCCCUCUGGCCGGGCGUGUAGCUAUAGUGACUGGAGCCACCAGAGGUAUGGGCCGUGCAAUCGCGAUCCACCUCCACUCUGUUGGCGCAAGAGUCACCAUCAAUUAUGUCUCGAGCUCAUCAAAAGCAGAACUCUUGGUUUCAGAACUAAACGACUCAUCUCAACCAAAGUCAGCAAUUGCAGUUAGAGCAGAUGUAUCAGACCCGGAACAGAUCAACAACUUGUUUGAUCAAACCGAACAGGAGUUCGGAUCUAAAGUUCACAUCCUCGUGAACUGUGCAGGUGUUUUGGAUCCAAAGUAUCCGACUAUAGCCGAGACCACACUGGAAGAUUUCGAGAACACAUUCACAAUAAACACAAGGGGAUCUUUCUUGUGUUGCAAGGAAGCAGCUAAAAGGGUUGUGAGAGGAGGGGGUGGAAGAAUCAUUAUCAUGUCUACAUCAAUGGUUGGUGGUCUCUCACCGGGUUAUGGAGUUUACGCAGCAUCAAAGGCUGCAGUGGAGACAAUGGUGAAAGUGUUGGCGAAGGAGUUGAAGGGAAGCGGGAUUACGGCGAAUUGCGUGGCACCAGGGCCGGUUGAGACAGAGAUGUUCUUUGCCGGAAAGAGUGAUGAAUUGGUGAAGACACUUGCAGCGGCUUGUCCUAUGGGGAGGAUCGGUGAGCCAAAGGAUAUUUCGGAGAUUGUAGGGUUUUUGGCCGGUGAUGGUGGGGAAUGGAUCAAUGGUCAGGUUAUUAGAGCCAAUGGAGGUUUUGUUAUUUAAUAAAAUUGGGGUAUUCUAAGUAGUUUAGGCUUUUGAUUUUUGGAACAUUUGCCUUCAACACGGUGAUGAAAAUUGCAAUAUUGAAUCGUACUA
Camelina sativa (false flax) is the source of this 892-nucleotide messenger RNA. RefSeq names its product NADPH-dependent aldehyde reductase-like protein, chloroplastic. Lineage: Eukaryota; Viridiplantae; Streptophyta; Magnoliopsida; Brassicales; Brassicaceae. The record is from RefSeq and is a predicted model, not a curated record.